Messenger RNA from Drosophila biarmipes, 780 nucleotides. RefSeq lists its product as uncharacterized. NCBI's taxonomy places the organism in Eukaryota, Metazoa, Arthropoda, Insecta, Diptera, Drosophilidae. The record is from RefSeq and is a predicted model, not a curated record.
CUAGGGUCCAAUAACACGUUCUUCGGAUCUUGGCUCUCUUGGCGUCUCUCUUCCUCGUGCUGUUGCCGUGCGCCGGCGCAACAGCCAAAAGAAGAAGAAGACGAAGGGUCGGAGGUGAGGCGCAAGAAAAGAGCCAGAGCCGAGGAAAGACGAGAGCCGGAGCAAUCAACCACCACCACCAGCAGCGCACCACACGCACACACGACACAACAACGGCGUCGCCCUGACCUCGACCUGCCUGCCAGCCAUCCGUGCCACUCGUCCCGCUCCCUAGACAGGGCUCCCUGGUUCCCACUCCGCUCGGGAAAAGAGAGCCGUGCCCCAUGCGUGCCGUCCUCACUUAAGCCAAAGAGCCAAUCUCGUCGAGGCGAUGCCAUUGUUGCACAUGGUGCAGGCUCUUCCCUUUUGGCGCACAGUCACACAGACCUCAUUUCCUCUUUGGCGCGACAUUGCGUUACACUUAGCAGAAGCAACCACCGCAGCAACCACCACGAGUGGAAUAGCACCACCCAGAGCCAGGGAAGCGGCAAACAGCCGGUGCUCCGAUGGGUCGGUUCGGUCGGCAGUCGGUGCAUGUGCAUCGUGAGAAAGUUGGCUGGAGACAUUCCCACAAGUAUUGGGAUUGUGCCGCACUCCUGCUCCCGGUUGCUCGGCUUGGGCUCGGCCUCGGUCAGCUGUGACACUUGUUUGGCGCAUUUGGCGAGAUUGGGCCUUCGGAUUGGGCCAUUGACGGAAUCCACCUGCCCGAGGCUAAUCCUAAGGAAAGAUCAGGGCCAUUGA